AUGACUACUACUCUACGAAAAAUUUUCAUUUUUUCGAUAGUCGUUACAAUAUGCACUGGACUUCCUUCAAAAAGUCAUCGAGGAACUCACGGACAUCCGAUACCACCGGAACCAAGAAAUCAAGGACGAUUCGAAGAUGGACAUAAUCAUGAAGAAAUUGAUUCACAUUGGUAUACGUUAAACAUAAGAUUAUUUUAUUCUUUUGUUCGCGUAGCAAGAAGAAUCAACUCGUGGAAACCGGAAGAUCCAGAAAAUGUAUGGGAAUUGAGUGGUCUUUAUCAAGGAGACAUAAUGUUACCACUAAAUCAUAAAGGAAGUAAUAGAAAUGGUCUUUUGGAUACAACAACUCGUUGGCCUAAUGCAACUGUACCUUAUUACAUCGAGGAAGAGGAUUUCGAUCGUUCAGAUAUCGAAGUGAUAAAAGAUGCAAUAAAAGAAUAUCACAGCAGAAGCUGCUUACGUUUCCGACCAUACAAAGAAUCCGAUAUUGAUUAUGUCCGAAUACAGGGUAAGAGUUCCGGAUGUUGGUCCAUGGUGGGUCGUCAUGGUAAAGGACAGGUAUUAAACUUGCAAGUUGACGGAUGUGUACGGCACGGUGUUGUCGUUCACGAGUUGAUGCACGCUUUGGGAUUUUAUCACCAACAGAGUGCAGCGAACCGUGACGAAUGGGUCGUAAUACACUGGGACAACAUAAAACCAGGAAAAGAACAUAAUUUUGAAAAAUAUGAUCGAGAUACCGUAACAGAUUUUGGUUCCUCUUACGAUUAUUCCAGCGUGAUGCAUUACAGUGCACACGCGUUCUCAGCGAACGGCGAGGCAACUAUUACACCAAAGGUCGAGGAUGCAAAAAUCGGCCAACGUAACGGACUCAGUAAAAUCGACGUGGAAAAAUUACAAGCAAUGUACAAAGACGAAUGCGAUAAUCGUGAACCAGAAGUAAGUACUGCUAGCGAAUCCGAAGAAGAUCUUUCAUUUAAUUGGUCCUCAUUGGAUUUGUAGAAAAUAAUCUUCAACGAUUUUUGUAAGUACAAAAUAUGACCUGAUGUUUAAUU
Polistes canadensis is the source of this 1052-nucleotide messenger RNA. RefSeq names its product zinc metalloproteinase nas-13. Bases 1 to 999 code for a protein of 332 amino acids. The record is from RefSeq and is a predicted model, not a curated record. The transcript is spliced from 5 exons. Gene Ontology annotation, molecular function: zinc ion binding; metalloendopeptidase activity. Lineage: Eukaryota; Metazoa; Arthropoda; Insecta; Hymenoptera; Vespidae. Gene Ontology annotation, biological process: proteolysis.